This is a messenger RNA of Octopus sinensis (East Asian common octopus), 1070 nucleotides long. Its product is annotated as elongator complex protein 6. The coding region runs from base 147 to 1019 and encodes 290 amino acids. The record is from RefSeq and is a predicted model, not a curated record. Gene Ontology annotation, cellular component: elongator holoenzyme complex. The transcript is spliced from 3 exons. Gene Ontology annotation, biological process: tRNA wobble uridine modification. NCBI's taxonomy places the organism in Eukaryota, Metazoa, Mollusca, Cephalopoda, Octopoda, Octopodidae.
UCUUUUACUUCCCUACUCCACUCUCUCUCGGUCUGUCUGUUUCUCCUCCGCCUACUACACAACUCUCCCCCUCCCACCCUCAUAGAUAGACUAUUUAUUUCAUUUCAUUGAUAAAAACAAACCUUUCCGCAGCGACGUAGUAAACUAUGUUCAACGAAGUCAACAACCUCUUGGAUGUCUCCGCAGUUAACAGCAACGGAGAUGAUGGAAACGGUAGCUUGGACGGCAAGCAUGUAUUAUUGUCAGACUUUACCAAAGACGACGGGGCCUUUCUGGUGCACCAUUUCAUUUCUCACUUCCUCAAGGCCCAACAAAUUUCUCCGUCGCAGCAACCACCCUCGUGCUUGCCACCCGCAAUUAAAGUAAUUGUGGUUAGUUUCGCACAGUCCUUUAACCAUUUCCAUUGCGUGGCUCAGAAAUUCGGUCUCAAUCUACGUCAGCUCCGGGAAUCUGGUUCCCUGGUGUUCGUUGAAGCCCUCAAAGAGCUUGGAGAUGCUAUCGUACACCAAGGCCGAGGUAGAGAAGAGGCUGAAGAGGAAGAGCAGGAAAACAUUUUCUGUUCGGUCCUGAGAGACGGAGACAUGUCACAGCUUUAUCGACGACUCAACUUUUAUAUGGAAGAUCAAGAGGGUACAAACAGACGACCCAUCGUAAUCUUGGACAACGUUAGUGUGUUGCUAACCAUCGGUGUGCCUUUGUUGAAGCUAGUCACCUUCUGCAACACUCUGGUGGCUUCCGUGUGCAGACAGAAAGGUGGCACCCUCGUGGCGCAUUUGAACCUCAAUGAUGAAGAUGAACAAGACCGGAUGCUUCUCAAACAUCUUAUUCACAGUUGCGAUUGCCACUUGCAGGUCACACCUCUAUCGACUGGACACUCGAAUGAUGUUCAUGGCGAACUGGAAAUAACGUGGAGGAGGCUGAGUCCAUCAUCCCUUAACCAGUCUCAAAAGAGACAAUUUAAGCUGUCUGACAAAACUGUUUCCUUCUUUGCGCCAGGGAUGUGUCAAGCUGUCUUGUGACACAGCACUUUGUCACAUUUGCUUUUAAUAAAUUUUUAUAACAUGAAACCA